AUGGAGAUCGUGGUUUAUAAAUGCCGCAUAAAACUUGAGUACGUCAAGGAUCAUUUCGAUGCUAUUGUAAUAUCUUUACAGUCUCAGGCCGCUACGUCUACAUCCACUGGUGAAAGUGCAUCCAUCCCAGCUACACCGGUUAUUGCUCCUUCUGACUCUGUAGCGUUCCUUCGCCGCGACCUCUCUGGCAUGAACAUGGCAUCCGACAUGUCUUCUGUGUCUGGCGCCCCUUUACAUGCAGCAAUGUCUUCAAUCUCGCAUAAUCCCUCUGAUAUAUCCAUAGUUGAAGCUCCCCCAGACAAUGUAGAAUACCGCACUUGUACCGUGUCUUUCAAGAGCCUUUUACGAAAGGGCGUGCCUUCCGACCUCGUCGAGUCAUUUUUGCAGAAGCUAAGUACUGCAUUGCAUGAUGUAUCUGACUAUGUUAUGGACUUGCAAUUGGUGGUAUAUACAUUGAUGCUCUCAAUGAAGUCUUCGCAGCUCUUAGCUUGUAGUGGUAAUAGAUUCUCUCCCCUCACCCAUCUCGGUGCUGAUGAAGGCAAUUUGACUGAUAGUACUGGUACUGCUGCUGGUAGCGAUGGCAAUGGCGUUGAUCAAGUUAUUACGAACGAUGCUAUUGACAAGGAUGAAAUUCGUGAUGGCAGUGUUAAAUGCGAUGGAGAUCUCAAUGGUGAUGAUGGCGACGCCGGCGCUACUGCUAAUGACCGUGGUCAGACAGCAAUAUUUGAACCUCUGCCAGAGUCAUACAAGAUGCGUGCUGAAGAUAUCGACUUUGGUUCUGGCCAAUUCAUGAGGCGAAAGAUCACUUUGAAAGACAAGAAAACAACAGAAGAAGGAAAGAGGGUUCAAGAGAUUCAGCAACAAUUGCUGAGAUCCAGUGUGUUCAGAGCCAAAGAGGUAGAGGAUAUCAUGUCAAAUCUUGAUGCACACAGAAGCAAUGGCCAAGCAUUGCAAGCGUUCUACCACUCAAAGAAGCAGAAUACUCUCUCUAACAAGGUUGAGCACUUUGACAGGCGUUUCCGUUCUCGUUUCGCUUCGCAUGAAAGAUCCUUUUGCGCUGGUGUUCGUCCCCAAACAUCACUUACAAUGUUCAUUGGAGAUCGUGGUCAUUGUGCCGGCUCUCGUUUGAAGGGCCACAUGAAGUUUGGUGGAAAAUGGAAGCCUCGCUUACAUUCAUCUGUCGCCACUGUGCAUACUACCAACGAACACAAGACAUCCCAGGCGUGCAUGUACUGCUUUGGUCCCAUCUCUCAUCCCACACAAACCAUCAGAACAAAGGAUGGUAAGACCAAGACGAGGUCCAUUCAUGGAGCAUUCCUGUGCUCAAAUCCUGCCUGUGUGUCCGUUCUCAAUCACAGAGCCAUUCAAGGUAGAGACAAGACAUCUGCUUUGGCCAUCGCUGUCUCUGGGCUUUCCACUCUCUUAUUUAGACAGCCAUUGCCUGUAUUCAACCCAAAACCUAGUCAAUCCAACACUGGCAUUAUCUCCAAGAUCACCUCUUUCUGCAACAGAAACGAGAAACGGGACGGCAGCGGUGCUGCAUUCGCGGACGCUUGA
Molecule: messenger RNA, 1557 nt
Organism: Mucor velutinosus
Lineage: Eukaryota; Fungi; Mucoromycota; Mucoromycetes; Mucorales; Mucoraceae
Exons: 1
Coding region: 1-1557 (518 amino acids)
Source: RefSeq, a predicted model, not a curated record